This is a messenger RNA of Pseudovirgaria hyperparasitica, 1292 nucleotides long. RefSeq lists its product as uncharacterized. Bases 230 to 1213 code for a protein of 327 amino acids. The transcript has a single exon. The record is from RefSeq and is a predicted model, not a curated record. NCBI's taxonomy places the organism in Eukaryota, Fungi, Ascomycota, Dothideomycetes, Acrospermales, Acrospermaceae.
CAUUUAUGGCCUAGCGUUGUAUCAGAUCAUAAUCUUACGUAGGCAAAGACCUUUAGCCUUAUUACUACUGCUGUGCUACAUGUUUUCAGUGCGCCGUCGCAUUGCCUGCUGUGGACGAUGCGGGAGAGCUUCUUUGUCAAUGUCUCGACACUGAUUGUGGUGUAGAAUUACCGAAUCCGGAAGAACCAAAACGACUCGUCCACGGGCACCUGCGCCGCAAUCCAUAAGGAUGAGUGCGCCUACUACUAUCACAUCAUCGGACGACUUCUCCUGGCCCGCCAGCACAAGCGCACUCACCAGCAUCUUCACGCCCGCUCCCAGCUGCUUGACGCAAAUCAGCUGUAUCCCAUUCCACAGCGAGACCGCGACCUCCACAACAUGUCUUGCCGUCCUUGCCCCGGCGACCUCGGGCUGCGACAUCCUUCGCCAGACGGACGUCGCGUUCUCACCUGGCGUAUGUCCAACGGGAUACACGAUUGCGCUGGUCAAGCCUGGCAAUGCGCGGGUCCCCAUGACGUCUGCGGUGUGCUGCCCCAGCUCGUUUAACUUUGGCACGCUGGCUGCGGAGAUACAGACUGGCAUUGACAACAAACUGGGUUGUGUGUCGAACUUCCCAACGUAUGGCUGGACAUCCAUCUUUGCGCUGAGUGGCUCGAGCACAACGGUAAGCGCUGCACGGUCGACAUUGUUUGCGGACGCGGUCUCGAUAGGAUGGGAUUGCGACAAUACGGAGGUGUUGGGACUGCUCCCGACGGCCGUCGUGGAUUGUCCUGACUUCACUCCGGGUACUUCGGCAACUGGAGGGAGUGUGACUAUUUCCAGUCCUGAGGCCAGUUUUGGAGUGACUCCGUCCCCUGGAACAGACAUGGACAACACACCUGGAACAGACACGGACAACACACCUGGAACAGGCGGGUUAAGUGCUGGAGCUGGGGUUGGCAUAGGUGUAGGAGCGUUUGUGGCUCUACUCAUUGUAGGUGGAGCAGCAUUCUUGUUCAUGCGGCGACGAAAGAACAAAAAACCGAAAGAACCGACUCAUGAGAUCAUGACAACAGAGGAGAAAAGGUAUCCAGAGCCGGGCCAUGAGCUAGCAGGAUCGACUACGCAGCACGAGAUGGGGGAAACGAGAGCAUAUCGACCGGAGCUAGAAGCACCUAAUGGCGCUCAUGAACUGCAAGGUAGUGGAUUGAAGAACCAUAUACCAGGCAGCUAGUCAGGUGAUGUGUUGAAGAAGUUCAAAAGAAGUAGCGAUGAAUCUUACAGCUCACGUGCCCGACAUACGUGACCAAGAG